AUGUUGGCCUGUUGGAGGGCCCGGCCCGUUUUUCCAAGGGUUGAUCAGUGUAAUUUCAGACGUGGGCUUUGUUGCAGAGCGGAGGAUCAAGCAGUGCCUUUUACUGAAAGGCGAAACAGGAAGAAAGUCGUUAUAGUGGGUUCAGGCUGGGCCGGGCUCGGCGCUGCUCACCACCUUUGCAAACAGGGGUUUGAUGUUACUGUUCUUGAGGGUGGUUAUGAACUUGGCCGCAAAACGAAGUCUAUUAGUCCUGAAGAGGCGGGCAUAAACGGCUUUUGGUAUCCCUACCGGAAUAUAUUUAACUUGGUUGAUGAGCUUGGUCUUGAACCCUUCACGAGUUGGAUGAAGUCUGCACAAUAUUCCGAAGAAGGAUUGGAGGUCGAAUAUCCUAUAUUCCAAGGCUUGCCACAGCUGCCAACGCCAUUCGGGACAUUAUUCAACACCCAAUUUGUUCGACUGCCCCUCAUCGAUCGGUUGACAUCACUUCCUCUCAUGGCUGCUGUAAUUGAUUUCGACAACACUGAUACUGCAUGGAGAAAAUACGACUCAAUCACCGCAAGGGAAAUGUUGAGACAAUAUGGAUGCUCGGAGAGACUUUUUAGCAAUGUUUUUGAUCCGUUGAUUCAAGUGGGAUUGUAUGCUCGUGCCGAGCAAUGUAGCGCUGCUGCUACCCUAGGGAUGCUAUAUUAUUUCGUGCUCGCAAACCAGAAAAAUUUCAACUCGGUAUGGUGUCGUGGGCCGAUUAGAGAGAAAAUUUUCCAGCCAUGGAUAGAAUCCUUAAAAUCCAAUGGUUGCCGGUUUUUCGAGGGCAGAAAAGUAACAGAUUUUGUGCUUGACGAGAAAACGGGUUGCGUUUCUGAAGUUAUAUGCGAGAAGGAGAGUUUUAAGGCUGAUGCCUUCAUAUUGUCUGUCGGGAUCUCAACCCUCCAAGAAAUUAUCCAAACAAGUGCAGUGUUGUGUUCGAGAGAUGAGUUUCUGAACGUUAUGAAGCUGAAAAGCGCGGAUUUGGUUACGGUUAAGCUUUGGCUUGAUAGGAAGGUUAAUAUUCCACAUGCAAGCAAUGUCUCUUGUGGAUACGGCAAUGCUUGUGCUUGGACUUUCUUCGACCUAACCGGAAUACACGACGAGCAUAAAGGCAGUUCAUUGAUGAUUGUCCAAGCUGAUUUAUAUCAUGCGAACGAGUUGAUGCCACUAAAAGACGAAAAAAUUGUCGAAAAGGUGAUGUCUUGGCUCUCAAGGUGUAUCGACGACUUUGAAAAUGCAAUCGUGGUCGAUAAGGAAAUCGGGAGGUAUCCGAAGCUCCAUACCCACUUUUUCCCAGGUUCAUAUAAGUACAUGAUGCGAGGGUCGACAUCUUUCCCUAACUUAUACAUGGCUGGGGAUUGGAUAGUAAACCGUCACGGAUCAUGGUCACAGGAGAAAUCAUAUGUGAGUGGGCUUGAAGCUGCAAAUAGAGUGGUGGACCAUUUAGAGGAAGGCGCAUUUGCCAAAAUCGUGCCGGUUCAAGAAGACGAACCGCACAUUGAAGCAAUUAGGAGCUUCAAUAGAAACUUUUCUGAUAUUACAGCACAACUUCCAUGGACUAACUAUUUUCUUCAAUAA
Messenger RNA from Striga hermonthica, 1602 nucleotides. NCBI's taxonomy places the organism in Eukaryota, Viridiplantae, Streptophyta, Magnoliopsida, Lamiales, Orobanchaceae. The record is from the annotation of a GenBank genome assembly.